Messenger RNA from Contarinia nasturtii (swede midge), 8009 nucleotides. RefSeq names its product sodium/potassium/calcium exchanger Nckx30C. Gene Ontology annotation, molecular function: calcium, potassium:sodium antiporter activity; calcium channel activity. The record is from RefSeq and is a predicted model, not a curated record. The transcript has 9 exons. Lineage: Eukaryota; Metazoa; Arthropoda; Insecta; Diptera; Cecidomyiidae. The coding region runs from base 1047 to 2840 and encodes 597 amino acids. Gene Ontology annotation, cellular component: membrane. Gene Ontology annotation, biological process: calcium ion transmembrane transport; intracellular calcium ion homeostasis.
GUGUAAAAAGAAUAGAAGAAAAAUAAUAAUAAGAAAUGAUUAGUAAUCGUGUGAUUAUGUGAGAGUGGUGUUUGAAAUGAUUAAAAAUUAAAUUUCAAAUUCAAAUUUUAAGGAAUCCCAAAUAAUGAUUUUAUGAAAGUCGGUCGUCAUUUUCCAAAAUACGAAUGAAGUUAAUUUUUAAAGAUUUUCAAAAAUAUCAUUUGUACGGUGAAUAGAGAACUGAAUCAAUGUGUGUAUUUUAUGUCAUGUUACAGUAGUGUGUGAUUGCUGGCGAAAGAGCACAUUAAAGAAACGAAACAUUCGAAAAAAGAACAUAUAGCAUAGAAAAAAAAUGUAAUUAAAGAUAUUCGUGGAAAAUAUCCAAAGUGUCCGAAAACAAAAGGCGAGAAUGGAAACAAAUUGAGAGAGAGAGAAAGUAGAAAAGCACACGAAUUUUCAAUUUGGAUUCGUGGUACACAAAUUUCGUACACACCACGCUUGCUUCAUCGUAGUACAUCUAACGAUUAAAGAGAGGAAACGAAAACGAAAAGAAAGCAGAACGUCCUGCAAAUUCAAGCAGCAAACGUACAAACACACACACACACAUAAUGGGAACAACUAACAAUGCCUACGAGUGAUAUCCCGUAGUGUGACGACAAUUCAUUUUUUAUCCCUUCAUUCUGUCGGUUUUCUCUUCAGCCUUUCAUUAUUUUUUUUUUCUCUUCUCACAAUUUUGUUAGUUGAAUUCUCGCCUUAUUUCCACGUAAAAUUGAUUUCGUUUUAUGUUUUGUUGUGUUUCUGAACUGAAAUACGGUAUUAACCGCACCUAAAACAGUUCGAAAUCGUAAUAAUAACCCAAAUGUUUGAAUAACAGUGAUUCACAAAAUUACGUUAAAUUUUUAAAUGAAAAUGCGCUGGUUUUCAAAUUAAUAUCAGAAUUAAAUGAAGUAAAAGUAGUAAAAAGUUAUACAAAAAUCAAAUACAAAUCGAACACAACCGAGGCAUAAAUAGGCUGUAAAUACUACGAUCCGUUCUGAAAAUAAAAGUAGAGCAGCCACAAAUGCACGAUGAUAAAGAUGGAGGAGCCACCGCCAUUCGAUCAAUUUUGGAUACGAAGGCGAAGAUUAUCUAGCACCUUAACAUGUCUUUCGGUUACCGCCGUCGCCGUCAUCAUCAUCGCCUGUUUUCUUCCAAUUCAUCCAGUUAACGCAAGCAGUUGUGGCGAAGUAGAAGAAAUUCAAGAUAAUCUAAAUAUUACUAAAGAUAAUGAAACAACACCAGAAAAAGAUCCAUUGUUUCCAAAGGAUUUAUUCACUUUGGAAGAGCGUCGCAAUGGUGCUAUUAUUUUACACAUAAUUGGGGUGAUGUAUAUGUUUGUCGCUUUAGCUAUAGUUUGCGAUGAAUUUUUUGUGCCUUCAUUGGAUGUAAUAAUCGAAAAGCUGGACAUCACCGAUGAUGUUGCCGGAGCGACUUUUAUGGCCGCUGGCGGAAGUGCACCCGAAUUGUUUACAUCUGUGAUUGGUGUAUUUGUGUCAUUUGAUGAUGUUGGCAUUGGUACAAUUGUUGGUUCGGCCGUGUUUAACAUUUUAUUCGUUAUCGGAAUGUGUGCAAUAUUCUCAAAAACACUAUUGUCACUCACAUGGUGGCCACUGUUUCGCGAUUGUACAUUUUACAGUGUCAGUUUGUUAACGUUGAUCUAUUUUUUUCGUGAUAAUAAGAUUUACUGGUGGGAGGCGUUGAUAUUGUUUUCGAUCUAUGUAUUGUAUGCGGUGUUCAUGAAAUGGAAUCAUCAGGUGGAGUGCCUAGUGAAAAAAUUGCUGUAUAAAAAUAAGGUGACCAGAAAUAAUGCUGCAAACUCAUCAGAGACAUCGAUGGCAACACAACCAGGUGGAUCGGUAACAUCGAGAGCUGCAUCAGAAGCGCGAGCUGUUCCGGGCGGUAGCGGUACGUCUCAUCAUGAUUCAGCUACCGUAACUGGUGCCAAAUUUCGACAUGGCCUUCUACAACUGAUGAUUCACACCAUUGACCCAAUGCAUGAUGGAAAAGUCGAUGAAAAAGCAACGCAACUGCACGCUAUUGCUUCCUUAAAAGUUUUACUUGAUGCAACAAAACCACAACGAGGAGCCGCAACAUCCACAGCUGCCAAUAACGUUAGAACCAAUUUUAAAGAAACGACUUUAGUUGGAGACCGACCAAAUGGCAACAUAGACACCACACUCGAUUCGCAGAGUAACGAUUUAGACGAACCGAAUGAACCGUUGGACAUGGGAUGGCCCAAAGGGGGGCGAAAACGGUUAAGCUACGUAUUGGUUGCACCGAUAUUGGUGCCACUUUGGCUAACACUUCCAGAUACACGAACGCCGCGUGGCAAACGAUUUUUCGUUGUAACAUUUCUCGGUUCGAUUGCAUGGAUAGCCGCAUAUUCAUAUCUUAUGGUGUGGUGGGCGAAUGUGUUUGGUGAAACGGCUGAUAUACCACCUGAGGUGAUGGGUUUGACAUUUUUAGCAGCUGGUACUUCAAUUCCGGACUUAAUAACGUCAGUGAUCGUGGCCAGAAAAGGUUUCGGCGAUAUGGCUGUUUCCAGUUCGGUUGGUAGCAAUAUAUUCGACGUCACGGUUGGUUUACCGAUACCAUGGCUGCUAUAUGGUAUAUUUUUCCAAGCACCGGUUGAAGUCAAUUCAUGCGGAAUGGUAUGCUCGAUUGCCAUUCUAUUCAUGAUGCUGCUAUUUGUCAUCGCAUCAAUAGCUUGUUUCCAAUGGCGUAUGAACAAAGGACUGGGAGUGACAAUGUUUUUGCUCUAUUUCGUAUUCGUUGCCAUUUCAUUAAUGUUCGAAUACAAACACUUGACGUGUCCAUUUUGAAGCGACGAUGACAUUAAAUCAAAAGAUAAUAUUCCACAUUUCAAACAACAGAAAAUCAACACAACCAAAAACACACCACACAAAACACGAAACCAAAUAAACAUCAAUCGCAUUUUCGAACUGACAGAGAGAGAGAGAUAUAUACACACACAAUAUAUACGAAAAUCGUGAAUAAUAAUGUAAUAUUGGAAGAUAACACAAAAUGAAAUAUAUAAGUGCAUAAUAACACAGUGUUACUGAAAUUGGAGACGUGUGCCGGGAAAAAUAAAAUUUACUUAGAUCGCUAACAUAGAUGACAACAACAAAAUAAAAAAGUUCAAAAAUUUUAUGCAUUUUAUCGGUAGAGCGAAAAUAUCAGGUCCUUUUUAUCUGCAUAAUACGAUUUUUAAAUGCUUUUAAAACAUAUUUGAAACAGAAAUCAAUUGAGCUCGACGAAAUCUAAGGAAUGAAUCAACAGAAUAAAAAAAGACAAACAAAAUGCGCAAACGCUAUUUAUUAUUGGACUUUACAAUUCCAAAAAUGAACUGUUCCAAGUUGGAUGAAGAGAAUACAUAAAUUGUAAAUUCGCCACCGAGAGCAAUACAAAAUAAUCUAUAGAACUACAGUUCAGAAUAAACAAUUGGCGCACAAUUUCAGAAGAAAGUUGUUUUUUUCUUUUUUUUAAAAAAUGAGAAUUCUGAUUUUAAAAUGGAGAAUAUGCAACCAAUAAUAAUAUUAAAAGAUAAAUAGAAAAUCACGUGUCGAUACAUUUAUACAGCAUUUAUUUUAAUUGAAAGUUUUGAAUCCACACCAUAUACCCACAUAUACACACAUACACCACGGAUGAAUGUAUCCAGUUGUUACAAAUUUCGUUAAAUUCGCGCGUUUCAAGUUGAUUCUCUCUCUUACUCUCUGACUCUCUCUAUCUUUCCUUUUCCCUCUCCAAUUCAAAAUCUUCAAUCAAAAAUAUAGGGCAAAAAUAAUAAUCGAUUGCUCAAUUGGACUUGCAACUUAUAUUAUUAAAGUGUACAAUGUAUUCAAGAAAUUGUUCACAUGUUUCAUUUUUCCCGGGAAUAAAAUACUAUUUUCAAAAAGUUUGUCUUUCUCUUCUGCUGUAAAACACUGAAUGACAUGAUGAUAUAACAAAAAAAAAAAAUGUUAAACCAGAUUCCGCUGUCGAACUCAGUGUUGAAGAGAGCAACAACAAAAAAUACAGCACACUUUCUGCACGUCACUCCUUCGAAAACUGAAUUACAACAACAAUUACAACUAAAAACGAAUCGAAACAAACAAACAAAAAAUGAAUUCAAUGGAAAAGCAAUAUUUGCUCAAAUAAUUUAAUAAUUACAUUUAUACAAAAAAAAAAUAUAUAGGAAAAUAGGAUGAUAUAAAAUCAUAAACGGCCUUAGUAAAUAAAAAAAAAACUCGAAAAAGACAAAAAAAUAAUAACAAAAUAAGAUUCAAAACAAACAACAACAAUAACGAAAGAAAAAACCAUCCCAAAAAUAUCGGAGUUGCUAAAAUUCAAACACACACGCGUGUUUCUGCCCAAAUUUUCUGGCUCAAUUUAAGAGUGGUUGGUGGUACACAGAUAUAGACAGUGUUCCGUCUGUUGUGACAGAAAAUCAGAUCAAUCGUAUAGAUAACAUUUAUUCCUCUCGAAUAUCCCUUUCUAACUUCUCAAUAAACGUUCACGUCACGAUUCAAAUAUAAACUGACGGAGAAUUCACCUCUCCACACAUACAAUAAUAUAAAUACAUUUAAAUUAAUUUAUUAUAUAUGCUAAUUCCUUACUGUAGUUGAAGUGUAAAUCUUUCACUUUUAGACUAAAAACACACACACACACGAAAACCUUUUCAUACCAUUAACAAAAACACAUGGAAAUAACGCUUUAACUGAAUAAAAACACAAACACACACUAUAUUACUCUUAUUAUGUAAUCAAUUAUAUGAAGUAGAGGCAAGUGAUAUUCUCGCUUCGAAUGGCUAAAAUUGCGUCUUCUGAAUCACAAACAAAAAGAGACAAAAUCAUUCGAAUAUAUAUGUAAUAUUUAUGAAACGAAAUUUGAACAACUGCUACCAAAAGAAACCUAUUUAUACAUAUAUAUUGUACUAUUGAAUGAAAAUAUAUAUAUAUAUAUAUAUAUCAUAUAUAUAUCCUCCAAAAACUCCUUCUCUCUUUUAGAAUGAUACACAAACAAAAAAACUUUACAUCAAGUAUUAUUACAUCAAAAUAUUUUUUAAAAUUCGGAUGCACAUAUCGUUGAAAUUAAAACUUACUAUUCAUAUAUACAACAACCUGAGGAAAUUUAAAAAAAACCACACAACCUUUUACUUAUAAUACCUAAAAUUGAACUAAACUAAACCAAAACUAGGACUUAACGAUGAGAAAUGAUCAACCAACUCACACUAUUAUAGUUUUAACAUUAACAAAUUGAAUCGGCGAACAUUCACACUCUGAAAAUGGAUUGUUAACUUUUCUGGUCGCGAGUAUCGAUUUUUCAAUGACAUGCAACUUGCAUUUAUCUCGCAUUUUUUUAUUUAACAAAUUGUUUGCACGACGCUUUCCGCAAAGUCAAUCCAUUUUACGGGAAAUGCAAGUUCAUGUGUCCAAGUUUCGUAUAUUUGUCACACCGUUUUCUGAGGCCAACCAUCCCUCCCCCAAUCACUUUUACACGGUCUCUCGCUAUUGUUUAUGUCUAGAGCAUAUGUGAACUUCAUGCAAUUAAUAAUCGAUUGGCCUCAUUUUUUUUUGAAGCGCAAAUAUUCCUGAGUGCAUUGACACCCUGAAUUCCGCUCUUUUGUGUUUAAUUUAACUUCAUUCUCAUGAUACAUUUUGUGUAAAAACAAUGACAAAUGAGAUUAGUUAGAGACCUGUUGUUGAAAAUGAAUUAUUUAUGUAACACCAGCAUCUAUUUUCAAUGCGACGAAAUCAGUGAGAGAGCCAUAUUUCAUUUUCAGUUAAUGAAUAACAUGUAAUAAAAUCAUCGACACAACAUAAAUAACAAUGUUAUUGUUAUAUUUUGAUAAAAAAAAACAGACAGUAAAUCUAUUAUCGGCAGUAAAACUCAGCAUUUAAAGAAAAAAAACCAAAAUAGAAUGAAACAAACUAAAGAAACAAUUCACAAAUAGGGAAUAAGUUUAAUCAAAUCGUCUCGUCGACGUGAUGAACACAAAAAAAAAAUAGAAAACAAAUCACAUCAUUUGAUGAUGUGCAUUUGAAUCAUAAUACGCUUCUUAUAAUUAAUCGAAAUAUAAACAAAACAAAUGAAACAAAUAAAAGUGGAAUACAGUGAACUAGACAAUUGUUAAGUAAAAUUUGAAAAAAAUGACGACGAAUGAAAUUAAAUGCAUAAGUAAGCGUUAAAUGAGUACUUUCAAAAGAAAGCACUCACCAUUUUACUAAAUGCAUAAUGAAAAUGUAGCAAAUUGAAAAAUAAGAUAUUGUUCCAAGUGAAGAUAAGGAUGAACGUAGCCUAGAUUGAAAACUUGUAGUGUUUUUAAAAUCGAUGAUGUUUGAAGGACUUUUAUUGUAGCAUUUGGUGAACGUGGUGUAGUCAACGUCACUCAAUUAGAAUUAACUAUGCCAUUUUUGUUCAAUCAUUUUUUUUUUCAUUUGUGAAUAUUGUUUCAGUUUUAAAUUGCCAUUCGAAUGAUAUCGAUUCAAUUUUAUUCAUUUAACAAAGAACGAAUAACAACUUAACAAACAACGGUACAAUAAAAAAGAUACACAAUUUGCCGAAAAACAUAAUAAUUAAAACAAACAAAAAAUAAACAAAAUAAAAAAAUAUGGAAGGUUUCAAAUCAUACUUAUACACACACCAAUGAGUAGCAUUAGCACAACAAAUGCAUCCGACAUCGUUUUUAUAUUUACAACAAUUUCACAUCUUGUAAACCAUACUGUCAAUGUUGAACGAAUCGGACCACAUACACAUACACUCAAUGAAACGAUAAAACUUAACAUAUUUACGAAGUUCGUUGGCAAAUGAUUACACCAGUCCAAAGAAGAAAAAUGCGUGAUCAGACCUACCUGUAUGAUAGACUCGGUUUUUGCAUGCAAGCGCAUCCAAUAGGACAAUUUUGUAACAAUUCAACCUUAAUCUACUCUUAAAAUGUCAAAAUAGUUCAACUAAGUUCGUUUGUGUGCUGUUUUCCGCUUUGCAAACACUUUUCAAGCAUGGUUUUGUACAAUUAGCAGCUAUAUGUGAUACACUGAAUGACUUCACUUGUGUACAUAUUCGCUCGGAAAUUGUGUAAUUCCAAGAGAUUAUGUUAUUUCAAAAAUUCGUUAAGAUCAGGCAUUGGUCCUCUAAGGAGGAUGAAUGGCGAGAAGGGAAAUGAAGAGGAGGAAAGCGCUGAGCUUCUCAAGUGAGGUGAACAUUUUUCUAACCAAAAAAGAUAUUUUCUUGAUAAAAAUAGUUUUUUGACCAAAAAAAAAACUUUUCCUCCUCAGCGUUCUCUUCCUCCUCCUGAUUUUCCUCCUCCCCAUUUCUCCUUCUCAGCGGAACAAUCCAUGGUUGGGAUUUUGGGAUUUUGCAAUUCAUCCAGCACGAAAAGUUUGCAUCACACACUCGGUUAUUUUUGAGAGUAAAUUAACUACAUGUCAUUCAAAUGAUUUUACUUUCCCUUUGAUCAAUCUUUAUUUUGGUUGUUUUUCCUUUUCAAACUUUCAGUCUAUUUUUUUUUUGUUUUACAAUUCGAACGCCUUCCAUAUCCUUGUAUAUAUUUACACAAAAAAAUAAUUACAGUCUUAGUAAUAGUUUCUUGUUGUUUAUUCCUUUUAUCAUCUAACAUAAAAAAGGUAUUUAUUAAUUGUAUAUUUUUACAGACAAAAUAAAAAUGAGAAAAAAAAUAUAGUGAAUCUUUGAACUUGUAGAGAAAAGUUUAAAAAGAAAAACAAUAAAAGUCAAGAAAAGUCUUGAUCGGUCCUCAGUUUUGUGUGCGUAAAUUUCGUUGGAGAAAUGAAUUAUUCACAGCUUUUUGCGAAUUGAAAUCGUUCUGAGCCAUAAAUAAUAUGAAAAUCGUUGAGAGAACGUUAAGAGAACGUUAGAAAAACCAAAUCCUACGGGAUAAAAAUUCUAUAAAGCAGUUAUGAAUAUAUUGUAGAAACUAGAAAACGAUAAGAUGUUUCAUGUUAUGUAAUUGAAUCAAAUUUAACAAAGAGAAAAAAAAAACAAAAAAAAAAUGAAAA